AUGAAUUUGAAAGAUCUGUUUACUAACCGGGAACGCCGACGCUUUCCCGAAUGUGUGAGGCCUCUUCCUCGUGGCUCUGUAUCAAGCGCCAAAAAUGGCAUGUCCGACGACUCGAAGGAUAGCCUAGACCGUGCUCCCCAGCAGGAAAAGGGCGAAGAACUAACAGUCGAAUCUCUCCGAGCUGAAGUCGAGGCCGAUCUUGUUGCUACGGGCCAUGACUCUGUUUAUGACCGUAAGGCCAAGGUCAUCAAUAGAGCAGUUCAGGAUAUUGGCAUGGGUUCCUAUCAAUGGGGUCUCUUUGUGCUCUGUGGUAUGGGUUGGGUUGCCGAUAAUCUAUGGUUGCAGGGAGUUGCUCUCACAUUAACCCAACUUGCCAUGGAGUUCGGCGUGUCUCAGACCGAUUCGAGGUUUGCCACAGUCUCGCUCUUUGUUGGGUUGACUAUUGGUGCUUCUUUUUGGGGCAUUGCCUCCGAUACUAUUGGAAGACGUCCUGCUUUCAACUGCACACUACUCCUCUGUGGAGCCUUUGGACUGGCUGCUGGUGGCGGUUCUAGCUGGGUCGGCACAUGUGCUCUGUAUGCCUGUCUUGGCUUGGGCGUUGGCGGAAACUUGCCCGUAGAUGCGGCUAUUUUCCUUGAAUGCUUGCCUCCGAACUCAGGCAACAUUUUGAGUGGACUUGCCACAUGGUGGUCCGUUGGCACUCUUAUUGCUAGUAUGCUGGCCUGGGCUUUCAUCCCCAAUUUCUCAUGCGCUACAUAUGCGGACUGCACCAAGGCUAACAACUGGGGAUGGAGAUACCUUGUGCUGUCACUGGGUGCCAUCACCUUUUGCAUGUUCCUAUGCCGAUUUUUCCUUUUCACUCUGUACGAGUCACCAAAGUUCCUUAUUUCCCGCGGUCGCCAAGAUGAAGCUGUAGCUGCAGUUGAAGGAAUUGCCCACAAGAACAAGACCACCACUUGGCUCACCGAAGAAAUUCUGAACGAGAUUGGUGGAUACCCAGAGGAGAACGAGACACAAGGCUUGUCCACCGUUGAGAUUAUCAAGCGGUCCCUGGAGAGAUUCUCAUAUCAACAAAUUGCACCGCUAUUCAAAACUAAGCGACUUGCUGUUUCCACCGUUUUAAUUUGGUUUUGCUGGACCUGUAUUGGUAUGGGAUACACCCUUUUCAACGCUUUCCUGCCUCAGUAUCUCAGUGCAAACUCUUCGGAAUACAUCACCUAUCGAAACUAUGCCAUCACAGCUGUCUGCGGAAUUCCAGGCCCUCUUCUUGGAUGGUAUAUGGUCGACGUCCCAUAUGUCGGCAGAAAGGGCACAAUGGCUGGUUCGACCUUGAUCACCGGUGUCUUACUUUUCUGUUUCACUGCCACUAAGGAUCCCAAUAUUCAGCUUCUCUGCUCGUCUUUGGAGUCAUUCUUCCAGAUGAUCAUGUAUGGCGUUCUGUAUGCCUACACGCCUGAGCUUUUCCCAGCUCCUAACCGAGGUACUGGAACCGGUAUUGCCAGUUGCCUGAACCGCAUUGCGGGUUUGAUGGCUCCUAUCAUUGGUAUUUAUGCCAGUACCGAUCCUGUUGCGCCUAUCUAUGCGGCUGGAGCUCUCAUUCUGGCCUCUUUUGUGGCAAUGUGUCUUCUGCCUAUUGAAACCGCUGGCCGACAAGCGAUGUAG
This is a messenger RNA of Penicillium angulare, 1662 nucleotides long. Its product is annotated as MFS transporter. Bases 1 to 1662 code for a protein of 553 amino acids. Gene Ontology annotation, molecular function: transmembrane transporter activity. Lineage: Eukaryota; Fungi; Ascomycota; Eurotiomycetes; Eurotiales; Aspergillaceae. Gene Ontology annotation, biological process: transmembrane transport. The record is from RefSeq and is a predicted model, not a curated record. The transcript has 6 exons.